Molecule: messenger RNA, 414 nt
Organism: Peronospora matthiolae
Lineage: Eukaryota; Oomycota; Peronosporomycetes; Peronosporales; Peronosporaceae
Source: the annotation of a GenBank genome assembly
AUGAUUCUGGUGGACUGCAGUCUGAUCCGAGAUGAGUGUUCCGCUUGCGGCCGGCCGGCGCAAGAGAGACGGAAAUUGUACACCAGCGCGAGAAAAAAACGAACGAAGUGCCGUCGCUUCGCCAUGGGCAUCGUUGCCAUACUGUGUGUGGUUGUGAACCGCACUUCUCCGUACUCGAUUCAGGACCAUGAGAGAGUGUCGCCAAGUUUUGCCGUGUUGCGGGCAAAACUUGUGCUGUUGAGCUUCAACUAUAUCCGCGUUGGUCAAGUAGCCACAACGUGUUUGUCGUGUGCUGGGGCUACCUCGUGUCGAAACGACCGUUACGAAUGGUUUCCACGGCCAUCUCAUUGCGAGGUGUGCCGUCCACUGCCGUUCGCGCGUCAAUCGUUAUGCUUCCGCCGACGUAGUGUGUGA